GACACCCCGUGAAGGCAACAUUUGUUCCAGUGCAAGGUAUCAUGGCGCAGAGGAGGCCAAACGGAUCAGCGGCGUCAAACUUUAAUUCCAGCUCGAUUGGUUCUGUGUUAAUCCGUUAUACUCUGUGAAAGCAUCAACAGCGGGUGGACACAAACACUGAUGAAAACGUCAUUCUGAGCAGAACCCCCGGUAACCGAUUACCCAGAGAGGAGCAAUGGAAAAACCAGCCUUGCAGACACAACCAUCCACCCUGCCUUUUUUUGACACGGCUCACGCCUUCAAUCUGCUGCGGGGAAUCCAUGAACUCAGAGCUGAACGGAAGUUUUUCGAUGUGACUUUGUGUGCCGAGGGCCGUGAGUUCCACUGUCACCGCACAGUGUUGGCCGCUGCCAGCACCUACUUCCGGGCUAUGUUUGCAGGAACGCUAAGGGAGAGCGUUAUGGACCGGGUGGUUCUACACGAGGUGUCAGCUGAGCUUUUAGGUCUGCUGGUGGACUUCUGCUACACAGGAAGGGUCACCGUCACUCAGGAUAAUGUGGACCUCCUUCUGAAGACGGCUGAUCUGUUUCAGUUUCCCUCAGUCAAAGAGGCCUGCUGUGCAUUUCUGGAGCAGCGGCUGGAUGUUUCCAACUGCUUAGAAAUCCAGGACUUUGCAGAGGCCUAUGCUUGCAGAGAGCUGGCAGCCAGCGCUCGCCGCUUUGUCCUCAAAAACAUAAUGGAGCUGGCUAAAGGGACGGACUUUGAGCGGUUACCUUGGAAGCGCCUGCUUGAGUUCAUAUCAGACGAUGAUCUUUGUGUGGACAAGGAGGAGACAGUUUAUCAAAUUGCAGUGCGCUGGGUGAAGGCUGAUCUCCAGCGGAGACUGCACUACUGGCCCGAGCUCCUCCAGCAGGUCCGACUCCCUUUCGUCAGGAGGUUCUUCCUGCUGGCCCACGUGGAGAGCGACCCACUUGUCUACCUUUCACCCACCUGCCUCCGCAUGGUGAACGAGGCCCGCAGCUUCCAGUCCUGUGAGUAUGACCGCUACGACAGGCCCUGUCACCGCAUGCGGCCACGGCCAUCUACAGGACUGGCAGAAAUCCUAGUGGUGGUCGGAGGCUGCGACCAGGACUGUGAUGAGCUGGUCACAGUGGACUGUUACAACCCCCAGACUGGACAGUGGCGCUACUUGGCUGAAUUCCCUGACCACCUUGGAGGAGGCUACAGCAUAGCUGCCCUCGGAAACGAUAUGUAUGUCACAGGUGGCUCUGACGGCUCCCGCCUCUAUGACGGUGUGUGGCGCUACAAGUCCAGUGUCAAUGAGUGGACGGAGGUGUCGCCCAUGCUGAAGGCCCGCGAGUACCACAGCUCCUGUGUGCUGAAAGGUCAGCUGUACGUGGUGGCGUCGGACAGCACCGAACGCUACGAUCACGCUCUGGACUGCUGGGAGGCCUUACCAGCCAUGCUGCACCCCAUGGACAACUGCUCCACCACCACAUGUAACGGGCGCCUGUAUGCUAUAGGCUGCCUGACUGGAGAGGACACCAUGGCCAUCCAGAGCUAUGAUACAGACACCAACCGCUGGAUCAUGGUUAAAUGUGGACAGCUGCCUCCAUGGUCCUUUACACCGAAAACUGUGACCCUCAGUGGCCUCAUCUACUUUGUCAGGGAUGACUCAGCUGAGGUGGAUGUUUAUAAUCCUCAAAAGAACGAGUGGGACAAAAUUAGUCCGAUGACCCAGGUCCAUGUUGGAGGGAGUGUGGCAGCCCUGGGUGGUAAACUUUAUGUGUCUGGUGGUUAUGACAAUACUUUUGAGCUGUCAGAUGUGGUGGAAGCCUACGACCCGACCACCCGCACGUGGUCUCUCGCUGGGCGGCUACCUCAGCCGACCUUCUGGCACGGCAGCGUCAGCAUAUUCCGCCAGUUCAUGCCCAUGGUGUCCAGUGCGUUCGAACCUAUUGACAUACCCGAGUCAAACGCCAUCCACCUGCACCGGCACCAGCGUCACCAAGAGCUCCACAAUCUGAACAACAAUCUCAACCAAAACCAGAACCAGGAUGUGAACCCAGCGCACUGAGUUUGAACCUAUAGAAAUCCCUCUUGCACAGUCUGUCAUUGUGCCAUCAUUAGUUUACUGUGAAUUUACCUCAUCACAAUGUUGAAGCGGUUUAAGGUAGAAGAGAAGACUGAGCAUGUUCAAAGUAGUCUGAGCUCCUUGUAAUCCACUUGACUGCCAAGUUGUCAUACUGACAAUCACUUAAGUCUGUUGACGGGAUCAAUUACACAAAAGCUAUGUGUUUCUUAGCCCUGUUGACUGGGAAACAGUGCUGAAUGGUUCCCAUAGAAAAGCCUAUGGAAGUGGCUGUGUGCUGCUCUUUAUCGGAGGUGGGGAAAUUAACCAAACCAGACAUUUAGUCCUUAUUCCCUCAAGUCUUUUCUCUUGUAAAACUGAAAUAUAAUGUCUGGAAACACUUUGAAUUAGAGCUGAAGCAUUUGACAGACAAUGAAUCGAUAAUUGUUUAAACUACUUCACGGGUUCCAGCUUCUCCGUUUUGAGGUUUUUCUGCUUUUCUGCGUUUUAUGUCACAGUAAACAAAAUAUUUGGGGGGAUUUGAACUUUUCAUUGAAUUGGACAAAAUAAUUUAUUUGAAGACAUCAUCUUUUACUUAAGGUGAAAAAGGUGAAAUUUAUGCUUUAUCAGAAUUGUUUAAGCUUUUGGUUUUCCAGUGAGGAGACUUAAAGGAUGAGGACUAAAUGAGCUUCUGGUCCUCUGCCUCAUCUCUGCUAAAGAGAAGUAAACAGCUGUUUCUCUGAGUUUUUGUAUGGGAACUCUCUACGACUGUCUCCCACACGGUGGGUGAGACAGGUGUUUCUGUGAAUGGACAUCAGUGUGUUAGCAGGUGAUGUCUGUGGAAAGUAUUUUCCUACAGACAUAUUCAAUUUAAAUUUGAAAUGCACACAUCAAAGUAAGUGUUUACAAGGGUGUUGUGGCUCCAGAGGGAGCUGUGUGAAAAGUGCCUCAAUUGAUGUCACUUGAGUCGGUGCCUGAAGUUUGAUAAUGACAAAAAUCUGUGGAUGUGGAGUUGGAAAGAAGUGAGCUCUGUAACCUGCUCAUCUCUCCUGAGGCUCGACGCUACAUUAGCAGCUUCUAGCAUAACACACCUGAAUCUCCAACUUGUCUGCGGUCGAGUAAUAGCAUUGUGGGUAAUGUAGGCGCCAGGUUUUGAGAAAGAAGAAGAAUGUGUGGAAUAAAGAGGCCGAUAUCUCUGGUUCUGCUAUGUCGAUUUUGAUCCUUUUUUUAAAACACUGUGUGUUCAAUGCUAAAAUGUUGGAAUAUUCUUUUAACAAUUUGAGCAUAAGCCAAAUAUUUGGUCAGAAAACAGCAAUAAUCAAUCUACAUUCCGAAAACGACGGCAAUCACAAUUCAUAUUUAGCACUAAACUGACAGAUGGGUUGAAUUUACCAGUGGGAAUACUUUUGACUCAAAGGUGAGCUGAGUAACCCUCUGUCAUCAUGGCAGAAUUUCAGGAUGGUUGCAUGUGAUGUUAACUUGUACUGGGUUAAUACUCCAUUGCUAGUGAUAAUUAGGCUGCACAGCAUCUCCUUGUAUCACUCCUGACCUUGAAACUGGUCCAGAUCCGCCUUUAUAACCACCAGUCGAAUGUGCAUGAAGUAUUUUCUUUAGAAAUUGUAUUUAUGAAUGUUUUGUAUGUUUAUUUAUGGAAGUAUUUGUGCUGUGGUUGCUUAAGAUGUCCCUGCCUAUCAGUUGCAACAAGAACAGUAACACUUGGCAAAUACUGGUGAAGGGUCAGCAGUCUCAACUGGAAAUCCAAAAGAAAAUCUCAAUUUGCUCUCAUGUAAAAUAAUUUCUGCUUUAAUGGAAAUUGUAAUUUUGACUGUUUCUAUGGUAUUGUUAAUGCAUCGUUUUUCUUAGUUUUCAUACAAGUUUGUGAUGUUGAAUCAGUUUUGUAAAUACAGUAUAAUCUUAACCCUA
Messenger RNA from Seriola aureovittata, 3973 nucleotides. It is a transcript of the gene klhl21, whose product is annotated as kelch-like family member 21. The coding region runs from base 215 to 2056 and encodes 613 amino acids. Gene Ontology annotation, molecular function: protein binding. Gene Ontology annotation, biological process: protein ubiquitination. NCBI's taxonomy places the organism in Eukaryota, Metazoa, Chordata, Actinopteri, Carangiformes, Carangidae. The transcript is spliced from 5 exons. The record is from RefSeq and is a predicted model, not a curated record.